CACCCGCCUCUGAAUGUUUUGGAGCAGGCCACAAUUAAGCAGUGUGUGGUGGGACCAAACCAUGCAGCGUUUCUCCUAGAGGAUGGUCGCAUCUGCAGAAUUAGCUUUGCUGUUCAACCAGACAGAUUGGAACUGGGAAAACCAGAUACUAGUGAAGGUUCAAAGUUGAGCAGUGGUUCAGGCACAGGAAGGACUUCCAGGCCAGGCAGGAGUAGUGAUUCCCCAUGGUUUCUGUCUGGUUCUGAUACUCUGGGCAGACUGGCAGGCAACCCCCUUGGGAGCCGUUGGAGUUCUGGAGUCAGUGGUGGAGCUUCUGGAAGAUCAUCCACAGGAGCAAGGGAUUCAAGGAGGCAGACUAGAGUAAUACGUACUGGACGGGAUCGAGGAUCUGGACUUCUGGGAAGCCAGCCACAACCAGUUAUACCAGCGUCGGUCAUUCCAGAGGAACUUAUCUCUCAGGCACAAGUUGUAUUGCAAGGCAAGUCUAGAAGUGUUAUUAUUCGGGAACUACAAAGGACUAAUUUGGAUGUCAAUCUUGCUGUGAACAAUCUACUGAGCCGUGAUGAUGAAGACGGAGAUGACGGUGAUGAUACAGCAAGUGAAUCAUAUUUACCUGGAGAGGAUCUUAUGUCAUUACUGGAUGCAGAUAUCCAUUCUGCACAUCCGAGUGUCAUCAUAGAUGCUGAUGCUAUGUUUUCUGAAGAUAUCAGCUAUUUUGGUUAUCCUUCCUUCCGCCGCUCUUCUCUCUCCAGACUAGGCUCAUCAAGAGUUAAGUUGGAACAAACUGUGAACUCAGAGACAAUCGUUCAUUCAUCAUAUUUGAUCAGAUCUCCCUACACCACUGCUCCUGUAAAAGAGAGAGACUCCGAUCUGUUGCGUGAACGUGAGUCAGUUUUACGUUUACGUGAAAGGAGAUGGCUUGAUGGUUCCUCAUUUGAUAAUGAACGAGGCUCCACAAGCAGAGAAGGUGAAUCAAGCUUGGAUAAGAAAAGCCUUCCGGUUCAAAGUCCUGUCUCCUUGGGAGAAGAGUUGCAGUGGUGGCCUGAUCGGGAUGGUACCAAAUUUGUAGCUAUCGGUGCUCUGUUCUCAGAGCUUAUAGCUGUAAGCAACAAAGGUGAAUUGUAUCAAUGGAAGUGGAAUGAAUCUGAACCUUACAGGAAUGCACAGAAUCCCUCUGUGCACCAUCCUCGAACCACACAACUAAGUUUAACCAAUGAGAAAAUUGUCCUUCUGGCUGCCAAUAGUAUUAGAGCUACAGUUACAACAGAAAACAGCAAAGUUGCCACGUGGGUAGAUGAGACAUUAUGUUCUGUAGCUUCUAAACUGGAACACAGUGCACAAAUUUUUCCAGAGUUGCAAGGAGAAAAGAUUAUGUCUUUGCACUGUUGUGCCCUAUAUACAUGUGUCCAACUGGAAAGUAGCCUCUAUUGGUGGGGAGUAGUGCCUUUCAGCCAACGGAAAAAGAUGCUCGAGAAAGCAAGAGCCAAAAACAAAAAACCAAAGUCCAAUGCAGGCAUGACAUCGAUGCCCAAUAUCACUGUUGGAACGCAGGUGUGUUUGAGAAAUAAUCCACUUUAUCAUGCUGGAGCAGUAGCCUUUUCCAUUAGUGCUGGCAUUCCAAAAGUUGGUGUGUUGAUGGAGUCAGUUUGGAAUAUGAAUGACAGCUGUCGAUUCCAGCUGAGAUCACCAGAAAGUUUGAAAAACUUAGAAAAAUUGUCCAAAAGCACUGAAAAUAAGACUGAGAGUAAACAAGAGUCUGUAAAGACUGAGAUGGGGCCGCCGCCAUCUCCAGCAUCCACAUGCAGUGAUGCAUCGUCUAUCGCUAGUAGUGCAUCACUACCCUACAAGCGCAGGCGUUCCACUCCAGCACCUAAAGAGGAAGAGAAAGUAAAUGAAGAGCAGUGGCCACUUCGAGAAGUGGUAUUUGUUGAAGAUGUUAAAAAUGUGCCAGUGGGGAAGGUAUUGAAAGUGGAUGGUGCUUAUGUUGCUGUGAAAUUUCCUGGGACUUCCAGCAGUGUCAGUAAUCAGAACUGUACUAGUACAGAUGCUGAUCCAACUUCACUUCUGCAAGAUUGUAGGCUGCUUCGAAUUGAUGAACUUCAACACUAUUAUUGGUACCAAUGGGUUCUCCAGUGGGAAUCCUCCCUAUCUAACGUGUUUGGAAAACGAGGACCAACGGAAGGAUGCCAACCAGGUCAGACUGCACGUGAGGUAUUCUGUGCCCACCCAGCAGUACCCUCACACCCGAAUCUGCAGACGGAGGUGAUUAGACCUUGCUUUGGCAGAUAA
Molecule: messenger RNA, 2289 nt
Organism: Rhincodon typus (whale shark)
Lineage: Eukaryota; Metazoa; Chordata; Chondrichthyes; Orectolobiformes; Rhincodontidae
Product: E3 ubiquitin-protein ligase UBR5-like
Exons: 17
Coding region: 628-2289 (553 amino acids)
Biological process (GO): regulation of double-strand break repair; DNA damage response; protein polyubiquitination
Cellular component (GO): nucleus
Source: RefSeq, a predicted model, not a curated record